This is a messenger RNA of Dracunculus medinensis (Guinea worm), 387 nucleotides long. Lineage: Eukaryota; Metazoa; Nematoda; Chromadorea; Rhabditida; Dracunculidae. The record is from the annotation of a GenBank genome assembly.
AUGCUUCUAAUUUUAGAGACUGCAGAUCGUUCGCGAUACUUUUCUGGAACUGGGACAUCUUAUAUCAGUCGUACAUCUGCAGCUGAACGUUCGACUGUGGAUACUUCCUCGCAACGAUAUAAUUAUCGUAGCCGUUCUGAUAUGGGAAGUCCUCGUCGUUAUGCCUCGCAAACUCUUUUGGAUGGAAUAAGGCCAGGUCCAUCUGCAUCGCAUAUUAGAAGAGAUGCUUUACAUACUUUGCAAAAAGAAUUAGAUACAUUAUCACGCUCACCUGAUCGAUCGACUCCACGCGGUUACAGCUCGGAUACUGGUUACAUGAACGACACAUUCCGUUCUCGUGCUAGAGGUUAUUCAAAUUAUGAUUACCAUGCCAGUUAUCCUGUUUAG